Messenger RNA from Diatraea saccharalis (sugarcane borer), 2295 nucleotides. The record is from the annotation of a GenBank genome assembly. NCBI's taxonomy places the organism in Eukaryota, Metazoa, Arthropoda, Insecta, Lepidoptera, Crambidae.
AUGUUCGCGUCUCACAUGAACUUCCACGAUCCAACUGUUAUAUAUUUCUCGGCGUUCUUAGAACAGCCCGACGACGGUAGCGGUCUACAAGUUAGAGAAUGUCGUGUAUCGCGUAUCACCGGCUUAGACCCUGCGUUCCCGUUAUUCGACAAGCUCCCGUUGAUUCAAAGGCUGGACCCGACAGACGCAGAUUUCGUGGACGUCAUACAUACAGACGCCGGCAUAUUCGGUAAUUUUCCAAAACUUCUAGCAAGUUACCAAACAAAUACUAGUGAUAAGGAGCUUCAAGGAAUCAAUCAACAGUUAACUGAAUCGAAGAUUUUGCCUCCAGGUUUCAACAGACCGACAGGUCACGUAGACUUUUACCCGAACGGCGGCAUCAGUCCACAGCCGGGAUGCGAACUGGAGAUCGUAUUACAUGAUCCACGGUUAUUCAACAAAUGUGAUGGCAACGCACAACUGCACGGCUAUUUUAUUUUCACUUUGGAAAUGAAAAAAGAUACUAAAUUUGAACAAAACAUACUACAAUUCUUCACACUCAUCAAUGUACUAAAGAAGAAAGUGAGCGAAAACACAGAAAAUAUCAAAUCAACGACAGACUUCGAGACAUACAAUAUAAACAAACACAACAAAAAUCAUAAACAAGUCAAUAACAAGAAAGAACAUUUUCUAGACACAACAAAUUUUAGAGACGAAGAAGUUAAAACAGUAUUAUAUAAUAUUAAUCACAAAAGAGACAAACGCAUAAGCUUCAUCGGUGAUAACGAUAUAAAAGACACCAAUAAUACUCUAAGAAAAUCUACCAAACAUAUCGCAAACACAGACGCACACAAAGAAACAAAUGACAAAACCAAUAAAGGAAAGAAUAUAAAUAAAAAUAAGGAAGUUAAAAUAAAAGUCUUCGAUACUAAUAACAAAAAGGAUAAAUAUCUAAGUUUUAUUGGUGAUAAUAAAAUUGACGCUAGUAUCUAUUUAAUAAAUACUACAAAAACUAACACAGAUAAGGACGCAAACAGAAAAGAUGAAACACAAACUGAUGACACUUCUAAAAAAGUUGUACAACAAAACACAGACACAGACGUCAAAGAAACACAAACCCCUAGAAGACACAAAAGAUUUAUAUCGUUCUUCAGAAACGUUAACGACGAUAAUUUCCUAUUCAAAAUACUAGAGUUCUUAAUGAGGAACAGACGGAAUAUACUGCCAGUGGUGACUGUGAUGAGAGAGAUCAACACAUUAGUGAAAAAUGGUAACGGAGAACUGAGCCAUUUUACAAAAGAGAGAAACAAUUAUAUAGGAGCGAACCCGCCACUGAUACCUAUUACGUACGACUUGCAAAUAGGUGACGAGUCUAAAUUGACCGCUUUCGUUAAGAGACUGCUGGGUUUGGCCAGCAAAGGUGGAAAAUUGACUGUUAAUGGAAGCGGAAAAUAAAGGUAAUCUAAUGUAUCAUCACCAGCCCUUUUUACGUCCCCACUGCAGGGGCUCAGGCCUUCCUUAUGGAUGGUUAAGGAGGAUGGGCCAUGACCCUCCACGCUGGCCCAAUGCGGAUUGGAGGGUAUUAACGACUGCAAAUGCAGCCGGGACCAACGGCUUAACGUGCCUUCCGAAGCACGGAGUAGCUCGAGAUAAUAAUUUUUGGUCACCCAUCCCGUGACCGACCCUUGCGAAAGUUGCUUAACGAUUACGAUCGCGGGCCGCGGCGCUUAUCCACUACGCCACCGAGCUACUCUAAUGUAUAAUGAAUCAUAUUCACUUUCCUUACAUUGAGUCAAUUUUAAAGAUCGUGUCUAUCUUCACUGAUACCAUUGUUGAUAAUCAAGAAUUCGUUUUUCUUUUAAAUAGGAGAAUAAACUAAGCUUAACAUAUCUUUUAAUCUGAAGGGCCGGGAAAUGCGUAAUUUUUAAACAAUGUUUUGUGGUUAUAGCAGCUGUCAAAACGCGAGGUAAUUGUCAAGCUAGUUUAAAAUCUAACACAUUAAAAUGAAAUUGUUAAUUAGAUUUUAAACAUUCGUAGAACAUAUGAAAAGUAGCAAGCUGCCAUUGCACGGCCCGAAUCAUAUUCUCGUAGUUGUCGUGAACUUUUAAAAAUAAUUAACAGCUCCGCAAUUAUUUCAUGGCACUUAACUAUGCGCUAUAAAAUAAAUUAAAAAAAUAUAUAUUUCAAGAGAUGUCACAUCAUCAGACAUGUUUUCUAAUUUUGAGAUCAAAAUUGGACAUGAUUCUUCAAGCGUUCGCAUUGACACGCACACACACACACACACACACAUACGCGUAUCCACUUCUUGUCCAUUAA